Chondrus crispus (carragheen) is the source of this 573-nucleotide messenger RNA. RefSeq lists its product as hypothetical. Gene Ontology annotation, molecular function: 1-deoxy-D-xylulose-5-phosphate synthase activity. Lineage: Eukaryota; Rhodophyta; Florideophyceae; Gigartinales; Gigartinaceae. Gene Ontology annotation, biological process: terpenoid biosynthetic process. The record is from RefSeq and is a predicted model, not a curated record. The coding region runs from base 1 to 573 and encodes 190 amino acids. The transcript has 2 exons.
AUGAGUGAGCUACAAAAUAUGGUCGCCACAUCAUUGGCAAUUAACGAUAGCCCCUCUGUCGUGCGCUACCCUCGUGGAGUUGGGGUGGGUCUUGACGUUAUUAAUCAGAAGCUUGGUGGCAAGUAUGAUGUGAUGCCAGAGAGAGUCGCCAUUCUCAGUCUAGAAACCAGGCUCUUGGAGAGCGUGAAAGCAGCCGAAGCUUUGGAGGCGAACACCAUCCCUGUCACGGUCGCUGACGCUAGGUUUAUGAAGCCUUUAGAUCGAGAUCUGAUUCGCAAGCUUGUCAAUGACCAUGAAAUUAUCAUCACUGUGGAGGAAGGUUCGAUCGGUGGGUUCGGAGACCAUGUGCUAUACUUUGCUGUGCUCAAGGGUAUGUUGGACGAUGGAAAGGUCAAGUUCCGCCCCAUGGUUCUACCAGAUCGAUACAUUGAUCAUGGCAGCCAAGGUGAGCAGUACGAAGAAGCUGGACUGAGUGCAUCCCACAUUGAGGCGACAGCAAUGAGACUGGUAGGAAGGUCUGCUACAGUGUUGACAAGUGCACGUGCCCUUGAUCUUAACCAGAUGCAAAAGUGA